This is a messenger RNA of Artibeus jamaicensis (Jamaican fruit-eating bat), 1532 nucleotides long. RefSeq names its product karyopherin subunit alpha 7 (gene KPNA7). The transcript is spliced from 10 exons. Gene Ontology annotation, cellular component: nucleus; cytoplasm. Gene Ontology annotation, biological process: NLS-bearing protein import into nucleus. The coding region runs from base 1 to 1512 and encodes 503 amino acids. The record is from RefSeq and is a predicted model, not a curated record. NCBI's taxonomy places the organism in Eukaryota, Metazoa, Chordata, Mammalia, Chiroptera, Phyllostomidae. Gene Ontology annotation, molecular function: nuclear import signal receptor activity; protein binding.
AUGUCGGCUUUGGAAGCUCCAGGAGAGAGGCUGAGAAAAUUUAAAUACCGAGGCAAAGACACGGCUGUGCAGCGACGGCAGCGGAGAGCAGCCAGCGUGCAGCUCCGGAAGGCCAAGAAGGAUGAGCAGGUCUCCAAGAGGAGAAACAUCAUUGGUCUCUCCACUGACCCAGCUUCUCAAGAAGAGACCAACCGGGUCAGCCUCACCGUGCCAGAAAUAAUCAGCGGCGUGAGUGCCUCAGAUACGGAAUCCUGUUACCGGGCCGCCCAGGCCGCCAGGAGAAUACUGUCCGAGCAGAGGGACCCUCCCGUGAAGCUGAUGGUCAAAGCGGGGCUCAUCCCCAGGCUGGUGGAGUUCCUGGGGUCCUCCCGUCCCCGCUGCCUGCAGUUUGAGGCGGCCUGGGCUCUGACGAACAUCGCCGCGGGGCCCUCGGAGCAGACGCGAGCCGUGGUGGAAGAGGGCGCUGUCCCGCCCUUGGUGGAGCUCCUGUCUUCCCCAGAUGCCAAUGUGCGCAUGCACGCCGUGUGGGCCCUCGGAAACAUCGCAGGUGACUGCCCAGAAUCCAGAGACGUCGUCAUCUCAAGCGAUGCCAUCCCACGCCUGCUGGCCCUGAUCUCAUCCACCACGCCAGUUGCAUUUCUGCAGAACGUCACGUGGACCCUGUCCAACCUGUGCCGAAACCAUGACACACACCCCUGCCAAACGGCAGUGAAUCAAAUGCUGCCCAGCCUCUGCCACCUCCUGCAGCACCAAGACAGCGAGGUGCUCUCCCACACCUGCUGGGCCCUGUCCUACCUCACCGAGGGCUGCAGCGAGCACAUCGACCAAGUGGUGGACAUGCUGGUGCUGCCCAGGCUGGUGGAGCUCAUGACCAGCCCCGAGCUCAAUAUCUUGAUUCCCGCCCUCCGCACUGUGGGCAACAUCGUCACGGGAACGGACGGCCAGACCCAAGCGGCCAUCGACGCGGGCAUGAUGGGUGCGCUGCCCCAGCUCCUGCUGCACCCCAAGCCCUUCGUCCAGAAGGUGGCAGCCUGGGCCCUGGGCAAUGUGGCCGCCGGGCCACCCGAGCACCUCCAGCAGGUCAUUGCUUACAACAUCUUGCCUGCCCUGGUGGCUCUCCUGAAAAAUGGACACUUUAAAGUCCAAAAGGAGGCUAUCUGGACAGUGGCCAACUUCAUCACGGGGGGCACCAUAAACCAGAUGAUCCAGCUCAUCCGCUCAGGAGUCCUCGAGCCGCUGGUGAACCUGCUCACCGUCCCAGACACCAAGUUUGUCAUUCACAUCCUUGACAUCAUCUUUUUACUCCUCCAGGCAGCAAAGAAGCUCCCCGAGGUGGAAUCCCUGUGUGUCUCGAUCGAGGAACAUGGUGGGCUUGACAGAAUCAAGGCUCUUCAGUUCCACGAGAACCAUCAGGUGGCUCUGACGGCUCAGAGCAUCAUCGAGAACCACUUUUCUGAGGAGGAAGACAAGGACACGUCACGCCCAUGCCCGGACAAAAUCGGGGAUGCUUAAAGCACCUCAUGUAGAAGUGC